Molecule: messenger RNA, 387 nt
Organism: Lactuca virosa
Lineage: Eukaryota; Viridiplantae; Streptophyta; Magnoliopsida; Asterales; Asteraceae
Source: the annotation of a GenBank genome assembly
AUGAUGGUAGCUGGAAAGCGGUAUUAUGGUGUUGAAGCUGACAGCCAUGAGGCCAGAAGGUGCCAGAAAGCCCUCAAUGAAUUCUUUCGUUUGAUUGGCAUAUUCGUGGUAUCAGACGCAAUACCCUUUUUAGGGUGGUUGGAUUUUGAUGGAUAUGUGAAGCAGAUGAAAAGGACAGCAAAGGAUCUGGAUUUAGUGCUCGGAGGGUGGCUCGAUGAACAUAGGAAUAAUCGGAAAUUAGAUUCAGAACGUAAACACGAUUUUGUAAACGUGAUGUUGUCUCUUGAAGAGGAAGGAAAGCUCUCCGGUUUACAGUAUGAUUCAGAUAUCAGCAUCAAAUCUACAUGCUUGUCGAUGAUGUUAGGGAGGUGGCAAUACACCGGCUGA